UCAUUAUGUUUCCUUUGCUGGCAAUUCAACUGAUGACCCUCUUUGUUACAACUGCAUCUGGAUCUCAGCUGAUUGGACUGGAGGGAGGAGACAUCAUUCUGAAUGUCACUGGAUAUGAAGACCAAAGUCCCCUAACGUGGUUGAAGUGGUUUUUGAAUAAAACUCGUGUUAUCCACUACUAUGGAAAAGAGUAUACGAAUGAUGGCUAUACAGACUAUGUACUUAUCGUAAAUCCAGACUAUGAAGGACUCGUUGACUUUGAUAAGAAGACCUUCAGCCUUCACCUGAAGAAUCUUCAAAGGAAACAUUCCGGUGUCUACAGUGCCAAGAAGGAUGUAUUGAGCAGAAAUAUUAUGCCUGUGGCAUCAUACAACCUCACUGUUAUGAAGCGUGCAGCACCCCCUAAUCUGACCGUGGUCUCUGCCUGGUUCAGCAAUGACUUCUGUAACGUGACUCUUCAGUGUGUGGGAGGAGCAGACAUGUCUCUAAACUCCACCUGUAGUAGCACCACAUCCACCAACAGUACCUUCGAAUGCUCUGAGGAAGAGGAUGGGGGAGGAGGAGGAGGAGGAGGAUCCUGGUCACUCUCCAUCUCCGUCAACGGCACCAUUGCUUCCUGUAACCAUAGCAACCCAGUCAGCUGGAGGCUAGCCAGCAUUGAUGUGGCGUCUGUUUGUGGUAGAGGAGUCAGGCUGGCCAGUGCAGAUGUUGGUAACUGCCUUGUGAGGGCAGUAGCGAUCUCUGUAGGCCUGUUUGUCAUGGUUAUGGCCAUAGCUGCGGUUACCAUCAGACUGAAGUUGAUCAAAAACACAUGAGGCCAGUUUUGGGUUACGUGCACUGCCUUGCUCAGGGCACUACAGCCAUGGUGAUGGUGAUGUUGGGAUUCGAAUUUGAAUUUGUAUCUGUAUUUUGGAUUUUCUAAAUACACAAAAUAUAACAGAAACUGAAGGCCGGAGGUAUGAAAAAUG
Messenger RNA from Engraulis encrasicolus (European anchovy), 968 nucleotides. Its product is annotated as SLAM family member 9-like. NCBI's taxonomy places the organism in Eukaryota, Metazoa, Chordata, Actinopteri, Clupeiformes, Engraulidae. The record is from RefSeq and is a predicted model, not a curated record. The transcript is spliced from 3 exons. The coding region runs from base 6 to 815 and encodes 269 amino acids.